CAGGCGAAGCGGUGGCAGCGCGGCCCCUCCUCGGCCACCAGCACGUUCCCGCAGGCCGGGCAGAACAGCAGCAUCGCUGCUUCCGCCCUCACCCCCUCAGCCCGCCCGCCCGCCCGCCCGCCCCUUCCGGCAGCGGAACGGCGAUGGCGGAGGCCGAGGAGGAGCUGGCGCACGCAGAGGUCCUGGAGCUCUUCCAGGCAGCGCUGGCGCGGCUGGUGCAGGACCCGCUGCUCUGUGACCUCCCGCCGCAGGUGACGGCGGAGGAGAUCGGCUCGCAGGUGGCUCUGGAGUACGGGCAGGCCAUGACGGUGCGGGUCUGCAAGGCGGACGGCGAGAUCGUGCCCGUGGUGGUGGUGCAGAACGCCUCGGUGCUGGAGCUGAAGAAGGCGCUGCGGAGGCACAUGCAGCUGCGGCAGGCGAGGCAGGGAGGUGUCCAGCACCUCAGCUGGAAGUACAUCUGGAGGACGUACCACUUAACUUUUGGAGGAGAGAAGCUGGCGGAUGACAGGAAGAAGCUGAGGGAGUAUGGCAUCAGAAACAGGGAUGAGGUCAGCUUCAUAAAGAAGCUUCGAAAGUAACCUGUCAGAGAUUCCAGCCCUACCAAGACCAGCCUGUGGAUUCAGCACUUCCCUGGAGGAAGAAGUUGUAGCAUUUCAAAGAGGAACAAACUCCAGCUGAAUGGACAUUACUGUAUGGCUUUGCAGGUGCUGUUUGAGAUGUCUGCCUCUUGAGCUGUAUGUAGAAGGCAUUUGCAGCAAAUUAAAGAGACCCUUUAUUUUUC
Molecule: messenger RNA, 781 nt
Organism: Calypte anna (Anna's hummingbird)
Lineage: Eukaryota; Metazoa; Chordata; Aves; Apodiformes; Trochilidae
Gene: SNRNP25
Product: small nuclear ribonucleoprotein U11/U12 subunit 25
Exons: 6
Coding region: 144-578 (144 amino acids)
Biological process (GO): mRNA splicing, via spliceosome
Cellular component (GO): U12-type spliceosomal complex
Molecular function (GO): protein binding
Source: RefSeq, a predicted model, not a curated record